Messenger RNA from Sitophilus oryzae (rice weevil), 2056 nucleotides. Its product is annotated as protein TAPT1 homolog. Lineage: Eukaryota; Metazoa; Arthropoda; Insecta; Coleoptera; Curculionidae. The transcript has 7 exons. Gene Ontology annotation, biological process: maintenance of protein localization in endoplasmic reticulum; positive regulation of cilium assembly. Gene Ontology annotation, cellular component: endoplasmic reticulum membrane; ciliary basal body. The record is from RefSeq and is a predicted model, not a curated record. Bases 251 to 2050 code for a protein of 599 amino acids.
AAAUAAAACAUAUGGAAAAUGACAAUGACAAGUAAAUAAACAGUGAUAAAAUUCGGCGAAAAUGUUUAUUUUCCAAAGAAAAUGUACGUGUGAUUGUAUUUUACAAUUCAAGAACUUGUUGUAACACAGAAUACAUCGGUAAAUAUAGGUGUUACUAAAUAUAUACUGUAGUAUCAGAUAAUUAGGAGAUAUGGUCUACAUUUGAUCUUUGACCACAUGGAACUAUAAUUAAAUAGAAAAAUCGUUCAGUAUGGAGGAAAAAUCGGUAAGUGGCAUCGAGAAAAAGAUAAGGUUUAGACAGCCGACCAAAAUAUUAUUCAAGCAAGAUAGUAAGAUCGAAGAUUUAAUUGGAAAUGAGUAUAAGGAAAAAGGUGAUAUGGACUAUACAAGAUCAGCAAAAUCUCCAUCGCUUCUCUCGUUCCUUCAAGUUGAAGUAACACGAGAUUAUCUGCUUGAAAAUGAUGAAGAACGCUUCAGUGCCAGAAGGGAAAAGAUUUAUUCCUUUAUGAGAAUACCAAAAGAAGUUGAGAAGUUUAUGCAAUAUGGCAUCAUGCACUGUACUGACAGUUUCCUUUUUUUGUACACUUUCUUGCCUGUUCGAGUGGUUCUAGCGUUGUGGGCGCUUGUUACAAGACCAUUUUCUAAAUGUUUUGGUUUAAAUAAUCCAAACAGGAAGAUUCUAACACCAGCUGAAAUCUGUGAUCUAUUAAAAGCCAUAAUUCUAGUCUUUUGUACCACUGUUCUAUGGUGUUUAGAUACGAAUAUGAUGUACCACAUGAUAAAAAGUCAGUCUGUAAUAAAACUGUAUCUAUUUUAUAACAUGUUGGAGAUUGGAGAUAGGCUGUUUAGCUCUUUGGGACAGGACACUAUAGAUGCACUGUUCUGGACGGCUACCGAACCUAGAGGGAAAAAACGGGAACAUCUGGGUGUUAUUCCUCAUCUAGUUUUUGUCCUUGUUUAUGUCAUAUUGCAUAGUAUAUUAGUUCUAUUUCAAGCUACAACACUUAAUGUAGCGGUAAAUUCAAAUAACAAGGCCUUAUUGACAAUUAUGAUGUCUAAUAAUUUUGUAGAAUUGAAGGGAAGUGUGUUUAAGAAAUUUGACAAAAACAAUUUGUUUCAAGUGUCUUGCAGUGAUGUGAGGGAACGAUUUCAUCUUGUCAUACUUCUCUUUAUUGUCAUUCUUCAAACACUAAGGGAAUACAGUUGGAAAAUCGAUAAUGUAUGGGUACUGUUAGUGGAUUGCUUUGCGGUACUUUUUGCAGAAGUACUUGUGGAUUGGAUUAAGCAUGCCUUUAUAACAAGAUUUAAUGAGCUUCAUUUAGACGUGUACAAAGACUAUCGGACCAGCUUAGCCUACGACUUGGCCCAGAGUAGACAAAAACACGCCUUUUCUGACCACUCGGACUUGGUAGCCAGAAGAAUGGGUUUCAUCCCACUUCCUCUCGGCGUUAUCAUGUUCCGCGUGCUCUUUACCUCGAUUAAUAUCAAAAAUAUACCGGCUGUCAUUAUUCUCCUUGUUGCCUACCUUUGUCUGUGGUCCACGAAAAUACUGAACAGUAUAUUUAUACUGGGGAAGGCUUGUGCGUUUAUCUCCCAACACAAAAUGGAGAAGAACCUUCAGAGUAGUCCUUUGAAUAAUACAGAUGUUAAGGAAAAGCUUAAAGACAUCGCUACUAGUCCUCAGCAUCCGGUUUACGAGCAACCGAGACGAGGAAGCUACCUCAAAAGCAGCUUCCCAUCUAUAGAUGUUAAAAACGAUGAUUUAAUUGUAAACUCACCUCCAAGUGACCUUGGCGCUUCGGCCAUCUUUGCCAAUAGCACCGUUGAUUUGAAGAACGCAAGCUUGAAUGAAGAACUGCUUAAAGUUAACGGGGAAGACAUCAGGAUAGAGCAGACUUCCGAAGAAAUUUUGACCAGAAGCGUACCCGACUUCAAAAAGGAACUCAGCGAAAACGAGCUGAUGUCCAAGACUGAGAUGGAGAACCUGAAAAAAAGCGAGAGCGAGCCAAAUCUUAUCAAUAUGGCCGACAGUCAGUGUAAAGAUACGUAAACGAGG